Molecule: messenger RNA, 1629 nt
Organism: Penaeus vannamei (Pacific white shrimp)
Lineage: Eukaryota; Metazoa; Arthropoda; Malacostraca; Decapoda; Penaeidae
Source: RefSeq, a predicted model, not a curated record
AUCUUGUAACCACAAACCUAAAGCACAAUCGUCAUCAAUGAGAAUACAUAACCUAAAAAACCCAGGCUAUAUAAAACCAGCGAUAUCCCUCUCCCCCGCACAUCGCUACCUCUCCCUUCCCUAUUCCCUAGGCCUAUUGGUAGUAGUUACCCCUCCAAUUUCCCGUUUUCUGUGACGUCCCGGCGAGAGAAAGAAAACGCGAGAAUCGAUUGUUUUGAUCCUCACCUGAUAGAUGGCAGCAGGAAUGACCUCCACGAACACUCGCUCUGUUUACCCCAAGAUGUCACCCUCCAUUAUGGAUUAACGUCAUCUCUCUCGCACAAGGUUAGCGCCCGCCAGCCCGCCACGACUCGGAAAGAGAGAUGCACCAUGGCCACUGAUAGCAGCGGCCCCGCAGGAGACGGUAUACGGGAGGGAAGGACAGCGGGAAUGGUGGUAGCUGGUUUGGGCAGGAUGAACCAAGACCAGUUUCUGCUGAAGUGGAACAACCACCAGAAUAAUUUUGUCGAAGUGUUUAGCUUUUUACGUACGCAGGAUGCUUUUGUCGACGUUACCCUUGCCUGCGACGGGAAGACAUUUUCAGCUCACAAGGUUGUCCUCUCUGCGUGUUCGCCAUAUUUCCAGACACUCUUUCAGACUAACCCUUGCAAGCACCCUAUUGUGUUCCUCAAGGAUGUCAAGGGACAGGAGCUGGAGGCUCUUAUAGAAUUUAUUUAUAAAGGAGAAGUGAGUGUAUCACAGUCUGAACUAGCUUCUCUGAUAAGUACAGCUGAAAAUUUAAAGAUAAAAGGUCUAGCAGAACCAGAGAGACCAACAGAAAAGACUGUUAAAAGAAUAGCUUCCCCUCCCAGACCUCAGCCCCCUCCCCUUCCCCCCCAGCCAGCCCCUGCCACGCCAGUAGGGGUGACGCAACAUCACCAGGUGUCAAAAUACCCUCAAUCUAGUCCUGUUGCUAAGCGGAAAAAAACAGAACAGUUUAAUGUACAGAGUAGUUAUGUUGGUGUUAGAGAGAACCAGGAGGAGGUUGUGACUGUUGAAGCGGGCAAUGGCGAGAACUUGAGCCUCCGCGGUGAAAACCUGAGCCUCCGUGGCGAAAACCUAAGCAUCCGCGGAGAUCACCCAGCCCCACAGGUCGUGUUAGUGCCCUCCCAUGAGCCUGCGCACCAACCCGAAGUCGCGCCCCAUACGCCACAGCCUUAUGCUAGUCACCACGGUCCCAUCGCUGCGUCGGAGGGGGUCCUGUACUCGGUCUCAGGGACAGCCAUCUACGCGGGCACAGCACAGGUCAGCUCGUCCAGCAGAGGGGAGCAGGUCACCAGAGAAGUGUACCCACAGGGCGACCAGUAUCACAGCAGUGAUGAGGGAACCUUGCCUGGGCCCUCGGGUGUCCAGACGCAAACGCACCAAUGGGACAGCAUGUACCUAUAUGCCAUGUCUGUGUUCAGUUUAUUUUAUUACUUGUAUUUACCCAUACAUGGCAGAGCAAUUGUGGAGUCAUCUGGGAGUAAACACAUUCGCAAAACUAAUCUGUUUGGACUUUACAUUUUCCUGUCAGCAAUGACCAUAAAACUGGAGCCCACCAGCGCAGGAGUGUCAGCCGAGACCUGGGAAGGGAGCAACCAAAGCUAA